UCUCUCUCUCUGUCCCUCUCUCUCUUUCUCUCUCUCUCUUUCUCUCUCUCUCUGUCCCUCUCUUUCUGUCUCCCACUCUGUCAUCCACGCAGAUUUUUGCCCUCUGGUGUCAGACAACAUCGCCAAUAACAAAGCUUCUCUGGCAUUGCAAGUGAAGGGCGAAAAGGCAAAUGGAAACACUUCAGACAACCAUCAGCCACAUCGGGGAGACGGCACCUUACAAAAAGCCCCUAACAGAUGGAAAGAAGCGACAAAGUAUUGACAGUCAAACUGAAGAAUCAAAUUAUGUGGAUCUGAACAAUCUUUUGGAUAUGAAAUUGGAUGGCACGAAAACAGUCAAAGUGACUUUUACGGGUGAAGGGAAUCAGUUGGCAAUAUUCAAAUGUCAGAGUGACACGUCAACCCUGGGUGACGGAAGCCCUGGCAAACGUAAGGAACAAGGCAAUAUCACAGAGACCCCCUCUAAAGACUGUCACCCGGACCAUUCGAAGGACGCCAGGGUGGAACAGCGUGACAGCGUGAACUCUUCACCGAAUCCUGACGAUGAGAUUUCAAACGCUGACAUGCCUACCACGGAGACUGACCCUCAAACUGAACUCAUCCUGGAAGAUUAUAAUCCACAAAAUGUUUCUUGCGAAAGCGAGGAGCUGCGCUACACGGACAUGUACUUGAACAGUCAGAGUGAGUCGGAAGAUAGCUCCAGUAGCGUGGUGUUAUCUGAUCAAUGUACGUCCAAUACCUUUGCAGAUGAAUCCCAUUAUAUUACAACGCACGAAAUUCAAUUGACAGAGUUAGACCAUGAUGUGGACUACGAAAUUGGCCGUGGGCCGUGUUGGGAUUAUGAGGACGACAAUCUUGUGUACUCGUUUGUGGAUUAUGCAUCUUUUGAAAGCGACUUGACAACGGAGGGGACAUUGAUUCUGGAUGGAACUGGUAGAAUUGGUAAAGCAAAAAUCACCAAAGCGCACUCGGUUAAUGCGGGCCAAUGUGGUGCUGGCGGAACAGCUGUCAGCACCGAAAGCGACGUGUGUGACUCAGACAAAUGUGUGAGUUCAGAUGAAAGCGUAUGUAAAAACAACAAUGGUGGCAAGACCUCACCAGGGCAAAUUCACCUGUCGAUCAAAACGUCCUCCAGGGCAAUAAACGAGUCCAACAAUAUUCAGGACAAUGAAAACAUCUGCUAUCAUGCCAGACGCAUGGGCGAGAGGAGUCAGUACUUUUUCAAAGGCUCGGACUCGGGCAGGGAGGCCCUGUUUGACCGGGCGCACUAUUUCAUCCCGGCGCCCGGCCGCCAGCACCUGGCCCCUCAAUUAAAAGGAAAAGAUAUUAACGAAUACUCCAGUGGCGCUUCAAGUUCAGUCAGCGAGUUAGAUGACGCUGAUAAGGAGGUUCGCAAUUUAACAGCGAAAUCAUUUAGGAGUUUGGCAUGCCCCUACUUCGAUGCCAUCAAUUUGAGCACGUCCAGUGAAUCUUCAGUGUCAGAGCAUGGGAUAGGCUUUAACAAGUGGUCGGCUUUUGUGGAUCUGAAUUAUGGUAACAUCACUCAGGGACGCGAGAAACGUCUGAUUUCCCACAGAAGUUCAACUUUUGAGGUGAAUAAGAAUACAGAGUGCAAAACCAUAAAUGGUGUGGCUAAUUUAAAAGCGCCUCAAACAAAGACGUGUUCCCAAAACAAUAACAAACUGUCCCGGUCAAAUAUUCAAAAGGAGUCUUCUGCUACAAAGAAAAUAGAAAUCAGGGGACAAUAUGACAAUCAAGGUCAGGGUGAAAUGAUCACUCUGACAGAGACGUUAAACUUUAGCUGUAAUGUUGAAGCGGGACUACCAACGUGUAAAAGGCCUGCAAAAUGCGUAGAAAAUACCGCAGGAUCACGUUCCGCAGAUGAGGUUACCGCCGGCAUCAUGCCAUCGGGGCCAGGGAGUGAAGCUGCCAAUCCUCACAGUGACUGCGGGGACACUGUGGACGAUACACACAAGAAAGCCAUUUUUGCCUCAAGUCUGCUAAAAAAUGUCAUCUCGAAAAAAAUGCAGUUUGAGCAAGAGCGCAAAAUGGAGAGAGGGGAAAUACGUGACACACACCCCGUUCAAUCACCUUGCUUCCAGACAAAAGACCCGGACACACCGAAAGAGCAAAGACAAAGUUCUGACACAGAUUCAGGACUAGUUGCUCUCAAUGAACUGGGCGAAGUAGUGGAUACUUUGUCAAAUAUGGACCCUAAGGAGCAACGGGGUCAGUGCGCAACGGAUUCUACAGCGGAAUCCACGCCGGAGACUCCUGAUGAUAUCGUGUGUACGUCUAACAAUGAUUUAUGUGAAAUUAAGAAGGCACCGCUUGCUCAGAGCCAAAACAGUGCUUUCAAAUCCUGGAAGGACGGCGAACAAAGUGUUAAUAUGGAACAGGGGAAUAACAGAGAGGAAAGUACCACAGAAAAGUCUUCUCCGACACCCGGGGUUUCGGAGGGGAAGGAGAGCCAGUCAGUAAGCGGCAAAUUAACAAAGAUGUCGCACUUGUAUGUGCCAAGUUCACAGCUUCUCUUCAAAGACAAGGAGGGGGGACAACAGAUGCAAAGUGAAAAUAUACACGAUGCCGUCACGAAGCAGGGAGAGGGUAGAGAGAAAAAUUCUUGCAACCUUGAUAACACCGUGGAUACGUCUGCAGUAUCACAAGCCAAAAAGGCACCCGAAAUCAAAAUACGGUUACGCAGCAUUAAAGAAAACAAAAACAAUCCCUUUAACAUAGCCAGUCUACUUACUCCCAAUAUCGGUUUAAGUUCAAUGUACCCCUUAAAAACGGCGUCUGAAUCCAAAUGUCAGAUGCUGUCACUGUCCGAUAAAGUGCCCCAUUUCACAGUUCGCGACAUAAGGGAGAACAAGGGGAAGUUUCAAACACCAAUUCACCAAGUUCGUGACGUGCGUAAACUGGUCAAAAGUUCCUAUAGGUUUGUAUCACUAGAAAACACCGAAAAAAAAGCAGCCACAUCGGCCUCUCUAUUGAAAGAAGAUAAAGUUGGCAUAUAUAAGAAGGAACCGGACAAAAAGCUUUCCCAGUCACCUAUGACUAUUAAGUGUCAUUCUGUUAAAAAAAGCAGCAAUGUAAUCGAGACUUCAAAAAUGGGACAAGUACAGUGCGCAUCCGAAUCAGAUAGGUUGUCACCUAAACAAUUGUCCGACUGCAUGAAAAACGAAAGCGUAGUUGCAAGUCGGAGUAUGGGUAGAACUUCAUGCGUAAAACCACCCUACAGUGACCAAACCGAACUAAAAAUCGAAACGAAAGCAGCGAAACAAAGACAAGAUAAAACAAUCGAAGGCAUAGAAAAGAAAUCCGAGUCUAAAGUGACAAAUCAGGCUGCUCUAGAGAAGUUAAAAGCUGCAGUUAAAACAAUGGAACAGCUUUAUGUUUUUGACCGCAAUGAAUGGAAGCGCAAGACACAGGCACCGCGACCUGUCACAGACAGUCACGUUUUAUCCCUCAUUACCAGCGAAGAACAGGGUGGGUCAGCAAAAACAGAAUCGGAGGAUGAACUCGGCAAAAUCGCUGAAAAUGAGAGGCCAGUGAGCUCCAUAAUAAACCCUCCGGUCUUGGCCAGCACUCUGCAAACAGGUGUCGCCCAUUCAACUGAGGAUAACAUGAAUUUGAAAUCAGCCACGUUUAGCCAAGAGGAAUCAAGCAUAAGUAAAACAUCGUCUGUCCAUGGUGAAAGGUUUAAUAACAAAUGUGUGUUUAAUUUUGGCAGCAGCUUAAAAGUGCCUGCCAGCAGUGGCCCAGCAAAAAUGAGUGUAAAACAGACUUGCCCUGCACCACAGGGUGUCUCAACCAGCAAAACUAUAGCUCCUAAAUUUCAAAAAGCCCGGCUGUCCUUAAAAAUCACACCCUCUAAAAGAGAAUCUGAAGAAAAGCCGAUGCCCAAAAGUGCUGAAAACCCCCACCAUCCUCAGCCCAGCAAACAUGCACUUGCUGAGACAGAGAACUACUUGACCAUCCCCGUCAAAGCUUGCACCACAGACACAUCCUCUGCCCCUGCCAGUGCCAGUGGGAAGCCAGGCCCAUCCUCAGUCUCCAGCAAACUUGGAACAUCCAGCCACCACCAGCGGCAGUCCUUACAGCGCUCCCCCAUUAUCAUGGAGUCUUGGGCUCCGGACAGCCCCACUAGCACUACCAUAUAUCACCAUUCCCUCCCCGUCCCCCUGGCUGCUGCUGGGCCUCAGGUCUUCUGUAUCUCCCCCUCUUUGGUGCCUACUGUGUCUGAGCCCAUGCUGCAGCAGCAGCAGCAGCAGACCCAGAAGAAGAUGCUGCUAGACCCCACCACAGGCCACUACUACUUGGUGGACACACCGGUGCAGCCAGCCACCAAGAGACUGUAUGACCCCGAGACGGGGCAGUACGUGGACGUGCCCAUGCCCCCUCCCCAGACCCUUACACCCAUCCCCAUGCCCAUCACUCCCCUGGCACUCAGCCCUAGUGCGGCCUUUGCCCCCACAUACAUGAUCUACCCCGGCCUGAUGGCCUCCCCCACAGCCUUCACUACUCACUCCCUUUCAUCCUCCACACAAUCAGAGGGAGACGGGGAGAGGUUGCAGGACAAAGACGCAGGGGCACGGGCAGACGUGGGGGGCAUGCACCCUCAGGGUCACUCCCCAUUGUCCUGUGGGGGUAGGGGGGUUUCAGGUGGCCCUGGCGGGAAGCCGGUCAUCAGCAUCACAACACAACAAGGCCCUCGCAUCAUCGCCCCGCCCUCCUUUGACGGAACCACUAUGAGUUUUGUGGUGGAGCAUCGAUAACUGGUUACCCACUUGAUCUCUCCCUCUCUGGAAUUUCUACUGGUUCUGUCCAUCCAUUUUAUCCAUCUGUUUUACUGUCUGAAACAAAUCUGUCUACAGUCUUGUCCACAUGUAUUUCCAGGCGGAACUGUAUCCAUUCUACACCAUGUUCCCUGUCUAGUUGCUUGUUGUUGAAUUGUUCACAGUUGUGUAAAAGUCAUGCCAGCUUAUCAGUAAUUCCCUGUAUUGUAAAAAAUUACGCCCUGUGGGGCAGUGCACUUUCUCUAUGUGUAGAGUAGUUGAUCAUUGUUUUUAAGAUGUAGAAGUGCAGUUGGUUCUCCAGAAUUGUACGUGCUGAAAGAAAAUGUUGUCAUCCUCCACUGCUUUCUGGUGUAAAAAAAAAGAAAGAAAAAAAGGUUGACAUCCCAUUGCUGAUCAACAAGCCAUGAAUCAUAUACACAGGCAGUUUAGAAUUUUGAAUUAGUUGUAUAUGUGGUUGCUGAGUAGGAGCGUGAGACAUGAAUCUUUGUGAAUUGGUUGUAUGAAGUAUGAAUAGCAAAGAAUGUUGAAAUAUAUCAUCUUUAUACAGAAAACAUCUGUCUGGUUAAUAGUUAAUGCUUUCACAAAUUCCAGUGACUCUUGAAAUAAAAUAUUGAAUUAAGCCUAUCAUGACCUUGGGUUAACAGCCUGUCGACCAACAUGUUGUUAUAAAAAGAACCCAAAACGUUGAACAACAAGGACAGACUGUUUUGAGUUGCCAUCGCAUGACAGGAGCAGCAUAGCCAGACCAAAGACUCAAACUUGAGCUCUUCUCUCUAUCUCUCAUCUAGAUGCAUUACUGUAUCACUGUGCAAUCGGUCAUUGCUGCUUUUUCUGUGGCCUUAGCCUGUUAAAAUUAUUGUCUUUUGUUCUUUUCCAUUACAUUCUUGUUGCUCUUUCUGCAAAUAUGCAGUUAUUUGGUGAUAAACACACAGUGUGUGUUGACUGUAAUUGCUUGGACCUGAUUGGAGGUCCUCAGCUUGAGAGAGACGUUGCAGGACUACUCAGCCAAAGAGUUGAGUAUCGGGAGGGAUUCAGGAUUUUGUCUGAGAGGGAUAGGGGAAUAGUCUCCUCUAUGAGUGUUUUUGAAAUGGUUCUGAGAAAGAACAUAUCGAAAGGUUAAUGAAACAUGUUUGAGUUUCAGUUUAGAGCUUUAGGUUUUGUGUACAUAUAAUAGCAAUGGCAAGGCUAGAUAAAAAAUUAAAAUGAUUGCACAAAUUGAGCAGUAUAUGCUUUAGAUGAGUGUGGACAAUGAAGAGUAUAAAAUAAUUUAAUAAUGACUUGUUUUUGACCCCUUACCGCGCUGGCUAUUCAAAACCCUCACUUUGAACCCCACUCUGAGCAAAUGGAUCAUAUUUAAAAAAUUCACACAGUUGUAACAGUUCACACACACUAUGCACACUGUGUUUUGCGGUAUCUCUCUCUCUCUCUCUCUCUCUUUCUCUCUAUCUCUCUCUCUACUUCACUAUAUUCUCACUAUAGUCUCAGUUCUCAGUUCUCUAUGUCCAGAUUGAAUCAUUCUUAUUCCCACUGUAUUCAAGUCAACCUCGGAGUCUGAGUACUAAUGAAUUGAGGUAAAUCAUUCAGAUAUAUCAUUUGUUUUCUUCUUAUCUGCCAUGUAUGUAUUAAGUUUCAAAGCACACAGAUCGUUCACAAUGAAUGUCUGUCCUGCUAUGACCGAACAUUGUGAUUUCUGAAAUGUUUUCCUUCUUUUUUUUUGUCCCCUUGUGGAGUUUUUGUUCAGCUUUUCACAUAUUAAGUAAUGACCACUUUGACAUGAAUGUCAUUUUUCUUCUUCUAUUUUUCUUCUGGAGGACAUUUCCUUGUUCAAAUCAACAUGCCGGGAACUCUUUCUUUCUUUCUUUCUUUCUUUCUUUCUUCCUUUCUGUCCGAAGUGCUUUAAGUGUUUUUUGUGUUCAUUUGUGUCUGUUUUAGUUUUCCAGUUGUACAGUCCUGUAGACCCGGCAGGGUUUCAGGCAUUUUGUCAUGUAAACCUCAAGCCUCUGGGGCCAGAUACAAUCCUGAGUCAUCCGUUGUGGACGUAGGUUACAUAGAGCUGCAGGUCAGUCUAUUUGCCUGCCAUCUGAAAGAAUGGUUUUCAUACACUGUGUCAUCUUUUGUCAUCUGGAAGAUUUACAUUUCAGUAGACAUGGAAGUUCUUUUUUUGUUUGUUUGUUUUUGUUAUAUUAUCAAGGCACACAAGUUAAAGCAGCAACAAAGUAAAUAAUGAGACAAUGUGGUCAGUAAUUAUUUUUCGACAACAACAGACAACUGACAUCAUUUUUAUAUAAUUUUUUAAUGAAAGAUUUAUGAAAAAGCUUUAUUCAAUUUGGGCACCACCUCUUUUUACAUGCAGACAGUGCCUUCUUUUUACUUGUUCUCCAUGCCCUACCUGCUUUCAAGAAUUCAGUAGAAACAAAUUCUUAAAAAGAAUUCUGUCAAUCAAAAUACGUCUCUUCACUGCCCACACGGACAGUCCUUAAUAUCAUACGCAAUUUAUUCUUAAUCAUAUAUGGAUAUAAGAGCUAUCAAAGUCAGGACUGUUUGAUCACGAGAAGUAAAGUAAAAAAAAAAAAUAUAUAUUUUAAAUAUUUUCUGCUGCUGGAGCCAUGUGGCAUGGUCUGUCGGAUGGAUUUGAAGUGCAAUACAUGCAUUACAAAAUUAGAUAUGUUAUCACCAGUGUGAAACACUGACUUGGCACUUACUGAAAUAAAAGAGGCAUAAAUCUGGUCCUAAAUGGGACUUGUUUAUGUCCACCCAUGACAGAUGAGCUAAUGCUAGAGAUGGUUAUGUACCGCUGUCCUCUCUAGUGACUGCUAACACCACUGCAAGCUGCAUCUUUUCUGUCAACCUCUGACGAGGUAUACAUGGCAAGGACACGAGGGAUGGGCUAUUUGAGCCUAGGCUCUAUUUGGCGGUCCAAAAAUGCCAUGGAAAUGUUUUAUUUUUGUUUUUAUUAAUCUUUUUGAAGACUACAGGAAAAAACAUUAUAAAUAGAAUCAUAAAUCAUUCUGAUUGGUUAGGCUGAAUUGAUUGUUUUUUGACGUUUGCACACAGCACACGGGAAAUUGGUGUGACAUACCUGUACGUCUGAUUCAGCCACACACACACACACACACACACACACACACACACACACACACACACACACACGCGCACAUUGACACGUAUGCAUAUGAAUGUACAAGGAAUAACAUGUAAUCCAACACCGACCCCCUCAGCUCCCUAUGGUUCUGCUCUGAGGGGGAAACCUUCGGAGGCGACACAUGGUGAAAGCUUGCAUUUACAGUAGGGCAGGAAUGCCACGGGACGGAUUUAGACACGUGCAGAUGGAGAGAGGAAUGUUUGGAAAUAUUGUGAAGUGAUGACACCAGUCCAGGAGUGGAACCGAGCAGGACCGCACGAGUACACUGGGUCCUGGAAGGCUGGACUGGAGAGAGAGAGGCCAUGGGUCGACAACCACAAUCAGAAGGCCACGUGAAGACGAACAUUAUGAGAGGUGUGUGACAGGAAGAAUGAACGCAAGACAAUGUUGACACUGUCAUGGGAAUAAACUGUAUUGCAAGACGUCUAGUGUUGUUUAAUACUUAUGUUGCACCCUAUGUUUGCCUGGAUUAUUUUGUUUGACUUUUGAUAGGUGCUUUGAUGUUAAAUGAUGCCGUACUGGUGUCAUUCACUCAGUGUCACUGUGUUAUUAUCUUUUAUAAUACCAGGUUUAGGUGCCAAUAUAUUCACUUUAAUUAUAUGUACCUGUAGUAUUUCAUUUAUUUUAAC
This is a messenger RNA of Clupea harengus (Atlantic herring), 8570 nucleotides long. RefSeq lists its product as uncharacterized. NCBI's taxonomy places the organism in Eukaryota, Metazoa, Chordata, Actinopteri, Clupeiformes, Clupeidae. The record is from RefSeq and is a predicted model, not a curated record.